AUGUGCUGGCUAUUGCUGAGUUUAGUGGCAGUUGCUGCUGCCCAAGGCUUUGACUACUUUGAAAACUACUACAAUGAAAUUGACAUCGAGGAUGAGCAGGCGGAGGCCAAAACGCGCAAUGCGCUGCAGUCGCCGCUGCAGCGUUGGCCCAAUCCAAAGCUAUAUUAUCGCAUAUCCAGCGAGUAUAGCGACGAGGAGGCGCAGAAUGUGCGCAGCGCGCUGAAAACCUUUGAUGAGCAAACCUGCAUUAAUUUCGAGGAACUUACAGAGCCUAUACCAUCAGGUCAGCGCUAUGUCUACUACAAGAAGUCGCCUCAAAUGUGCGGCACACGCGUUGGCUACAAUCCCAUACCACUGUUCGGCUCCGGUUCGCACGAUGUGCUGCUCACCGAGCACUGCUUAAGCAAGCCUGGCAUCAUUCAGCAUGAGACGCUGCAUGUCUUGGGUUUGUAUCAUGAGCAAAGCCGUGCCGAUCGUGACAUGUUUGUUGUCAUCGACUAUGAUAAUAUUCCACGCAAGUAUUGGUCGCAGUUUAUGGCCAUGUCGGAUAAGUCUACGACUACUUUCAAUGUGCCCUACGACUUUGAAAGUGUCAUGCAUUAUCCCAAGAAUGCGUUUGCUAAGGAUCGCAACAAGCCAACGAUACGCGCGCUGGUCAAUGGCGAACCUGUGGAGCGGGAAAUGGGUCAGGUGCUGGGCCCAUCCGAAGGGGAUUUGACCAAAAUACGUUUGAUGUACUGCAAUUGAUUGAGCGACAGUUGGGCAUA
Messenger RNA from Drosophila busckii, 767 nucleotides. RefSeq names its product low choriolytic enzyme. The record is from RefSeq and is a predicted model, not a curated record. Gene Ontology annotation, biological process: proteolysis. The transcript has a single exon. Lineage: Eukaryota; Metazoa; Arthropoda; Insecta; Diptera; Drosophilidae. Bases 1 to 747 code for a protein of 248 amino acids. Gene Ontology annotation, molecular function: metalloendopeptidase activity; zinc ion binding.